GAAAUGUGAAUUCUAUUAACUUGUAACUUAUCAAACUUUUUGGACAGUGUUGAUAAACUGUGCUGUGAUAUGGACUCUCGGUUUCCGGUCCCUGCGUUGAUGGAACUUGCGUAGUUGGUUAUGGACACGAUCUUUCUUAUAGUUCUCAUCUCGGCGCUCGCUCCGGGGAGGCUUUGUUCCCCCCGCGGCCCGCCCCACCCCACGGCGAGCUACGUAAAACGAUGGCGAUCGGAUUCAAGCGGAUUCAUAAAUGAUUCACGAAAUAUUGGUUCUGAAAAUAAUGGCUUCCAUGCCGUAUGGCCUAAAAAGAGUUUCAAGCUAUGUGUGUGCUAUCAAAAGACUGCGACUGAACAAAACGAGGCAUUCAGAAGAAUUGUUGCGGAUUUGUAUGAAGGCGAUAAUUUGUAUUUUAGUAAACGGAAGCGGCGGCAAAAAGCAUUCAAUCUAGAAGUUCCAGCCGAGUACGAACUUAUUCAAUCAAGCGAAGAGUAUAACUGCAUACAAGUGGAAUCUGCUAAUGGAACUUGUGAUGAAAUACAGGGUAAAUGGAAGAAGCAAUUUAACACCGGUAUAUGGUGCUCAUUAGCGGCGAGGACGGGUUGUGUCGGCGCUUACAAAAGAAAACGACAAAAACGCUCUUCAGAUUCUCGGCCGGAAUUGGUGUAUACUUUUAUUGAACAAGCUGUACAGCCCGGGGCGCAAGUUGCCCUCAAGUGUUCGGCGGUCGGGGAACCGCCACCUAGGUUUCGAUGGACCCUCGAUGGACAGCCAAUUCCUUCGCACCAUGGAGCGAUAAUAUCAGAAGGGCGCGACAACGGCCCAUCUGGUAUGGGCGGGAACAAUUAUAUCCUGUCUACACUCUCGCUGAGCACCGCGCGGGUGGAGCACGGUGGCCGGUACGAAUGCCGCGCGAGCAACGCGCACGGCUCGGUUGCGCAUGCCGCUCGGUUGAACGUCUAUGGUCCUCCAUACAUCAGAGCUUUGAAUCCAGUGAAAGCUGUUGCGGGUUCGGAAGUGACAAUAUGGUGCCCUUAUUACGGUUUUCCCAUUGACUCAGUAAAAUGGGAAGGUGGAGUGGGUAUUGAUCCCAGAUAUCAACAAGUUGAUGGCAGGCUAACUAUUAUAAAUGUGGAUAAAAACAGGGAUAAAGGGGGUUGGAUUUGUUCCGUAAUGACACCUGGAGGGGAGCUCGCGAGGAGAGAGGUGCAAGUGAACGUAGUGUCGCCUCCCGUCUUGUCGCCCAUCGUGUUUCCGCCCGGCUUGCGCUCCGGCGACCGCGCUCAGUUGACCUGCACUGUGACGUCAGGGGACAUGCCUGUUUACUUCUCGUGGCUCAAAGAUCAAAUGCCGAUUUCCAGCGUGCUACAGGUCGACGAGCGCGGCGCGGAGUUCUACAGUAUGUUGCUAUUCAAAAGCCUUACAGCAGCACACAGCGGCGUAUACACGUGUGUAGUGACGAACACCGCCGGCAAAGCUAAUGCGUCUGCUGAACUAGCCAUCAAAGUUCCACCGUACUGGCAAAUUGAGCCGUCAGACGCCGCCGUGCUACUAAAUGGAUCGCUCACGGUGAGCUGCGAUGCGCGCGGACAUCCAUCACCCGCUAUUUAUUGGACAAAAUUCUCUGGUAGUACAGAAACAGCGUUGGGAGCUGUAUCGGAUCCAGUGGUGCUUAGUAACGGCUCACUGAGGCUGGAGUCGGCUCGCGCGGAACAUUCUGGAAAAUAUCGCUGCAGAGCUGACAAUGGCGUCGCUCCGGCUUUAUCAAAGGCCCUUACGAUUCAUGUUAAUGAACCAGCGAGAUUCGAAACUCAAUCAGCGAACGUGACCGCCAAGCUGGGCGACACGGUGCGUUUGGUGUGCGUCGCCCGCGGCGACAGCCCGCUGGCGAUCGCGUGGAGCCAUUCCGGACGACCACUUCCUAAUUCUGAUUAUAGGAUGAGUAUAUCAGAAACUCGUAGCGCGGAGGGUCUACGCAGCGAGCUCGUAGUGGAGCGGGCGGAUAGACGCGACUCCGGCGUGUACCGCUGCCAGGCGUCCAACCCGUAUGGCAGAUCCGAUCAUUUCGUACAUCUGGGGGUGCAAGAACCACCAGAACCGCCUACAAACUUUCGCGUGCUGGACACAACGUCCCGAUCUAUUCGUCUUCAAUGGAGAAGACCAUACGACGGAAAUUCCCCUGUUAUCGGCUAUGUACUACAAUACAGAAGGCACGAUUCCACCAGUCCCGAUGUAUGGAGAGACGCAGAAACACACAACGUGUCUGUGUCUACACAUUCUAUAGAUUCUUAUACUGACGCGGAAUCGGCUACGAUUUCGGGCUUGGAGCCGGCUACGGCGUAUCUGGUUCGCGCGAGGACUAUGACCGCGCAGUUCGCGUCCGCACACACUCGCGCCAUACUCGCUCUGACGCUACAUGAGCCGCCUUCUAGACCACCUAUUAGUUUACGGGCGUCUGCUCCACGACCGUCUACUAUUGAACUUGCUUGGCAGGCGCCACCAAAAUCUUCCUGGAAUGGAGAGCUACUAGGCUACACAGUAUGGUGGUGGGCUUCAGCUGAUGGUUCCUUAGCUAGUGGAGUAAAUGUGGGGAUGGAGUUUUCUACCGUAAGGGGACAAGUCACAAAGUACGUUAUUGAAGGCUUGGAACAUUACACCAGGUAUUCAGUUAGCGUCAGAGCAUUCAAUAGUGCUGGCGCUGGUCCAGCAACUGCACCUGUAAAUACAUUGACCAAAGAAAGUGUACCAUCAGAAGGUCCCCGAGCGGUUCGCUGUAGAGCCGUAUCACCACAAAGUAUCAAAGUGGAAUGGUCUCCACCGCCUGCGCACGCGCAUCACGGAGCGCUACUGGGAUACAAGCUGCUGUACCGCCCUGAGCAUACGGCAGACUGGCUGGAGUGGGAGGUGCGGGGCGGGGGCACGGGCGGGGGGGCGCUAGCCGCAGCUGAGGUGAAGCGCGUGGCGGGCGUGGAGACGCUGCUGCUGGCGCUGCGCCCGCACUGCAACUACACGGUGCAGGCGCUCGCCUACACCGCCGCGGGGGACGGCGUGCCCGCGCUGCCCAUACACUGCACCACGCAGCAGGAUGUUCCAGGACCACCAGCUGCUGUAAAGGUGGCAGCUACUUCUAUAACAUCGCUUGCCGUUAGUUGGCUACCACCAAGUCGACCGAAUGGGCCCAUACUGUACUAUACAGUAUUUUAUCGAGAAUUGGGAAGAGAUCGACCACCACAGACAACCACAGUGCAAGCAGAAGACACAGAAGUCAUAGUAGGUUUGGGGGGUUACACAGAACUGCGUUCUCUAUCUGAAGGAGCGACGUAUGAAGCGUGGGUCGCGGCGCAUUCCGCUGCGGGGGAGGGGGAGCCGUCUGCACCACAACCUGCCACUACUACGUCUAGAGCGGCAGUCCGCGUUCUAUCCUUCGGUGUAUGGACACGCGUACAAUGCGGGCGCGCGGUCCGGCUCGCGUGCGCGUGGCGCGGCGAGCCGGCGCCGCGGGCCCGCUGGCUGCGCGCCGACCGACCGCUCACACACGACCCGAGAGCACGUCUCACGCCGAUGGGACAUCUUGUUAUACAUGACGUGGACGCAUCAACGAGCGGCAACUACACGUGCUCAGCUCGGAAUACUUAUGGCUCGGAGGAGGUUACAUAUCGUGUGGAAUGUGUCGUUCCACCAGCAGCUCCCACUCUGACCCUAGAACAUGCGGAUCAUCGAGAGGCUAAAGUGUCUUGGAGAACUUCGCAUCAUGUCACUGCUCCACCGCAUGGUUUCACAAUCUGGUGGGUUCGUGUCCGAGAAGACGACAGUGACGCUGAACAAACUUCCCGUAUAGACACAGAAGAGCACAGAAUAGAAACUGGUGGAGAGGCAACCAAUGUAGUACUAAGAGCUCUUGCAUGUGGUGCCAAGUAUUCUGUACGGGCUGUUGCACAUUCUCGAGCGGGAACUUCGCCGCCUUCUGUUCCACUUUUGGUCAGGACGAAGCCGCCAGUGUUAGUAUGGGAGGGCGGAGGAAAACUCGGCGAGAGUAUAGACGAAACAGCCGAAGCAGCAGUAUGGAGUAACAGCAGUUCCCUAGCACUCGAUGCUCGGCGUGCAGUGCGUUGUGGCGCUCGACUCGUGCGCUUGCAAUGGAGACGUGCUUCACCAGCUGUUCCUUUACCCGCUUGGAGAGAUGCAGAUCUUACUGCAUUGCAUCAUCAUCGCGAGGUGAUAGUCGGUGAUCUACCCGCCGGCACGUGGUUCGCUCUCCGUUUGUGGACAGCGACUGAUUCCACGCGACACCAAGCAGUUAUAUACGCAGCCACUAGUACUCAUUCAGGAGAACGUCUCCGCCGUCCCGCGUCUUUCGGCGCGGAGGCCACUGCGCCGGGUGGCGGUGCGGCGUCGCCAGACAGCUCGGAGCGCGUGCUCGGGGCUGUAUCGCUCGCGUUCGCCGCGCUCGCCGCGCUCGCUGUCACCGCGCUGCUGCUUGUGCUCAUGGCUAAACGGAGCACGCUCUGGUCGUGCGGGGCGGCAGUGGACGAAGAAACGCGUCGCUGCAGCCACUCCGUCGCCAGCACGGACAAAUCCGUGUGUCCCGAACAGCAGAACAUACGGAACUGCCAACAUGACUAUAAGCACGAUAAACUGUCGCCUGCUUCAGACGUAUACGAGAUAAGUCCAUACGCAACAUUCGCGGUGGGCGGUGAGACAGCGGCCACGCUGGACCACACGCUGCAGUUCCGCACGUUCGGGCACCGCGACAACGACGCGCCGCCGCACCGCCCCUGCAGGAAGCACCCGCAGCGGCACCGCGAGCGAGCUGACGUUGAGAAACACCACUCAGAAUGUGAGUUGCAGCACCUCACUCGCUAUGAGAAGGUCCGCCCGAGACACUGCGCGGGAACCUCUUAUUGCGUACCUCUGUCGCAUCAUGGUGGCGGUAGCGGCGGCGGGGGGGGCAGCGGCGGCGGCUUCUCGGAAGUGUACGCGGGCGACUCCAGCGCGGAGUCCGGCCCCGGCUCGCUGUCGCCGCGCACGCACCUGGAGCACAGCUAGCGGGGACCGAUUUACACCGAGAUGAACUAAUCUCCAGGUGGCAAGGGAAAGAAGAGUACGAUUUUUUAGAGGGACGCUAUCUACCUUUCCGACUCGGUGAGCGCGCCUGACAAGUAGAGUUCGUUCAUUUUUCAGGCUUACAUGCAGAUAUUUUCAGUUAAAUUUGCUGAUUAAGGUUAACUUCAUUGAUAAGGGUACUUGGGGUAAAUUAGUUGAGUGACCAAGAACAGUGAGUCCGGCCCUGUCUCGCUGUUCUCGCACACGCACCUCGAACAAAGCUAGCGAAGACGUAUAUACGUAUAAAUGUUCUAGAUUUGGCUGGUUUUGCAGACACUGAUGCGGAUAUAAUUUCAUUGAUUGUAAUUUUAUUUGUUAUUGUAAUAAUAUCUAAAUACUAAUUAGUAAUUUCCUUUCAAUUGAGUUCGAUAUCCGCGAUCGCAAUGUGAAUAAAAGGAGUAGAUUCAAUAAGGCGCUUAGCCACGCUUUCAAUUCAUUGAAAACUUUAUUAAUAAAAUCCCGGGAAAUAUAUUCAUUUUUAUAAUUCCGAGAAAGAUUAGGUACAAACCACACCCACACUAAUGAUCUAAAGUCUAAACCAAAGAACAGCUUCAAAGUGUGUACCUAUGUAAUUUUUUUAAAAAUUUAUUGAUACUAUGAUCACUCAACGUAAUUUUUUUAUCAUUUGGGACGCUUGUCCAAAUUUCUUACGAGCCUAAUAUUAUGCGAGCAACGAAUUUAAUAACCAAAGUUCGGUGAAUCUAACUCAGUAUAUAUCCCAAUUAGGCAUUCCGUUCCCGUCUGAGUUGCCAAAGUGAGGUGACUGAGGUUUUAAAGAACACUGUUGAGUGUUGAAUCACAAGAUCCAAAGUACUUAAUAUUAAUUGGAGUCAGGUGUGCACCGAAUUAACUAAGAGUUCUCGAUUCUAGAAGUUUCGAGCACUAAAGUAUAAUAAUUAUGUAACACCUUGAAAAAUGAAUUUUUCAGUGAUAGUACUAGGAACUAGUGUUAAAGGUUUAGGCUGUCUGUAACAUUUGGAGAAUGGUUUAUAGAAUGAAUAAAUUGUUACGCUGUUAAUUUAUUUGUUUACAAAUAAAGAGACUUGUAGGUAUUUAUUUAACACAAAUAAUAAAGAAAAUAAAAUGAAACUAAAGUAAUAAACACGAAUUAUUUUCUUCUCGAUCAUCGUACUAUCGAAGUAUCGAGUACCCUUCCAUUUGAUCUAAUCUUUAAUUUUUUGCUUUAAAAAAGCAGCAUUGCAAGUGACUUUUUAUCAGACUUAAUAAAUAAGUGCAGUGUAAAACUACACUACCUAGAAAGUACCUACAAACCGUAAAGUUUUAUAAAGUUAAUGAAAUUGGAAUUCUUAAUGGUCAAUAGGUAGAAUGAGAUCAAAAGCCAGCUUGAUAGGCUACAAAUUUUAUUUGCGACUGCAUUGAGUUCAUUUAACGGCUAUAGAAUCAGCUGCACAGGAAUCAGGACGAAUAAAAUUGAACUCGGAAUUAAAGGACUAAUUUGUUAAAUGUCGAAAAAAUAAAUAACUUUAUACAUUUAACAGUUAUCCUACAUGCACAUUUAAUACAUUUCAUUUCUAACAACAAACAUUAAAAGAGUAAAACAUGGGUAAUUACAUACAGUUUAUUCGACCGCGCCGGUAAAUGAUAAUAGGGCAUUUAUGUGAGAACGUUAAUUAGUUACUUUAAAAAGGUGUAGACUGUACGCAAUUAUUUUUAACACAUCAGCUACGAAUUUUGCAAAUGUUUAAUUUAAAAAUAAAUAUUAUUUUCAAAACAAUUAUUUUUAGCUUAUUUAAAUGCUUCUGUUCAAUCGAUACAUAAAAUUAGGUAUGUAAAGUUAAAUAAAUCAACUCCCAGUAUGAUUUGGGUAUAAGACUUUAACGAUAUCAUAGAAGGAUCGAAUUCUAUCUAAUAGGAUUAAAAAAAACAACAAACUAUCUAUAAAUAUUAGACGCCUAAAUGUUACCAACUCUUUAAUUAUAUUUAUAUGAAAAUGUUUAUAUUAACAAGUUUUAUUAUUGAAUUAUGUUUUAAACAUCUGCUAUGAUAUUGUUGGUGACAUGAAGCAGUCGUUAAACACUAAUUGAAUCUGAAACACUAUUUGGUGUAUUUAUACCCUGUGUAAUAUCUUUUAAUAUCUACAUUAUUGUUUAAUAAAUCCUCUACGGCCACGGCGUACCUUAAUUAUGGUAAUAAAAUGAGUUAAUUACGUCAUAAUUUUAAUGUUAAAGUGGAACUAUGUAACAUAGAUUACACUUACCUAGGUAGUAGGUUAUUAUUGAGAGCGCACGAAAGCAAACAAUUACCACA
Messenger RNA from Colias croceus (clouded yellow), 7368 nucleotides. RefSeq names its product Down syndrome cell adhesion molecule-like protein Dscam2. Gene Ontology annotation, biological process: axon guidance; cell-cell adhesion. The transcript has 37 exons. Bases 121 to 5043 code for a protein of 1640 amino acids. NCBI's taxonomy places the organism in Eukaryota, Metazoa, Arthropoda, Insecta, Lepidoptera, Pieridae. Gene Ontology annotation, cellular component: axon; plasma membrane. Gene Ontology annotation, molecular function: protein binding. The record is from RefSeq and is a predicted model, not a curated record.